Molecule: messenger RNA, 726 nt
Organism: Prunus avium (sweet cherry)
Lineage: Eukaryota; Viridiplantae; Streptophyta; Magnoliopsida; Rosales; Rosaceae
Product: Excinuclease ABC, C subunit, N-terminal
Source: RefSeq, a predicted model, not a curated record
ACGAACCAUUGCCAGAGAUCACUUCAGAUUUGCAAAUAUAUAUAAACAGAAAAGUUCAAAAACAGGCCGGCUUGGGAUGGUUUUUUUGGGUCGAACGAGUUGAGAUGUUCACCUGAAAUGAUGCAACGACUCUCAAGGACAUUCCCUUCUGUAAAGCAGCCAAACCCUAAAUCCCCAAAAAUAUCAUCUUUCCCACGAUCGCUGCCAAUCAAAUCAGAAGAAGCAACAUCGAACUCUCCAUCAAAAUCAAGAAGAUCAUGGUCUGUGUAUCUCAUCCUUUCCACCAAUACCCCCAUAAAGACCUACGUUGGUGUCACCACUGAUUUCUCUCGCCGUUUGAAACAACAUAAUGGUGAACUAAAAGGGGGUGCAAAAGCAUCCUGUGCUGGAAGACCAUGGAUUUGUGCAUGCCUAAUACAUGGUUUCAAGGACCAAAGUGAAGCUUGUGAGUUUGAAUCCAAAUGGAAAAGUUUAUCAAGAAGCUUGCCUAGGAAAAGAAAGAAUGACAAGAAGGUGGAGCAAGUAAAGGAUUUGUCACUUCCAUUGCUGCAGCACAGGCAAGCAGCUCUAAACAGAGUUAAAGGUUUGCUGGAUUGCACUCAUUUAGAAAUUGAUUGGAAACUGGGCCCUUUGUGAUUUGAUAAUUAAAUCGCAUUGUAAUUAAUAUGUUUAUAACUAGAAAUGUUGUAGAACUCAGAAAGAUCAAUCAUACUUUUCAGGAACGAA